AUGGCGUAUUUAGGUUUCGGUGACAUCGCAUCUUAUGGUCACCCUACGCAAGAAUUCACAGAAGUGGAUCGGAUGGCCCACGAAGGCACGAGGUUCACACAAGCGUACUCGGCGGACAGCAUGUGCAGUCCGAGCAGAGCUGCUUUCAUGACCGGUCGGCUGCCGAUUCGGUUGGGUGUGACUGGAGGUCGAAGAGUGUUCAUGCCCUACGACAUUGGAGGUCUACCAAAACAUGAAACGACGAUGGCCGAGAUGCUCAAGCAAGCAGGUAGUGUCGACAGAGGAUACAUGACCGGAAUGAUUGGCAAAUGGCACCUAGGAAUUAAUGAGCACAAUCAUUCCGAUGGUGCUCACCUGCCAUCGAAAAGAGGUUUCGACUUCGUCGGCCUUAACCUGCCGUUCACCAAUGCAUGGCAAUGCGAUACUACACAGACCUACUAUGCCAUUGGACCCGAUAGGUCGAUGUGUUUCCUCUAUGAUGGAGAUGAAAUCGUACAGCAGCCGAUACGAUUUGAGUAUAUGACGGAAAAUCUCGUUCAUGACUGGAAGAGAUUUUUAGACACGAGAAUGAGAACUGAUCAGAAAGAGCGACCGUUCUUCUUCUACUUCUCGUUUCCGCAAGUUCACAGCACCCAAUUCGCAAGUCCGGACUUUCUGGGCUCUUCUAUUAGAGGUAUUUAUGGUGAUUCGAUUAACGAAAUGUCGUGGGCUGUCGGUGAGGUGCUGAAUAGUCUUCUGAAAGCAGGCAUCGCAGGGAACACGCUCGUCAUUCUCAUGUCUGAUCAUGGACCACACGUGGAGCUAUGUCUGAACGGAGGAUCCACUGCUGGGCUAAAAGGAGGAAAGUCAAACUCGUACGAAGGCGGAUACCGCAUUCCGUUCAUAGCCUGGCAGCCUGGCACUGUGAAAGCAGGUAGAGUGUCCAACGAGGUUGUUUCUAGUAUGGACCUCUACGCUACCUUCAGAGAUAUGCAACAAUGUCCAUUAUUGCAAAAGCAAUUACCUCUGGAUGGAACUAAUAUACUGGAUGAGCUGUGGGGAAUCAGUCAAGAGGCAGCUGGUUAUCUUGGACGACGACGCCCAAUUAUAUAUUACUGUAACACGAAAUUGAUGGCAAUUCGUCUUAGCAAUAUCAAGAUUCACUAUCGGACAUCACCAAUUUUCUUCAAUGACACAGUGGAUCCAAAUCUCUCCUAUUUCUGUCCUAAUGGCAAACCCCGUGCAGAUUGGUACGUUUCGCAAACUUGUCCUGACGAACACCUAAUACUUCACACACCGCCUCUCGUCUUUGAUUUAACGAGGGAUCCUUUUGAACGCUUUGCACUGGAAGAAAGUCAACUUGUUCUUGAAGUAAGAAACCAUAGUCAUUUGAGUUUCCUAGUUGACCCUGACAUCAGUUACUUUUACACAUACAAAUAG
Angiostrongylus costaricensis is the source of this 1419-nucleotide messenger RNA. The record is from the annotation of a GenBank genome assembly. NCBI's taxonomy places the organism in Eukaryota, Metazoa, Nematoda, Chromadorea, Rhabditida, Metastrongylidae.